Aspergillus viridinutans is the source of this 774-nucleotide messenger RNA. Its product is annotated as demethoxyubiquinone hydroxylase family protein. Gene Ontology annotation, biological process: ubiquinone biosynthetic process. Bases 1 to 774 code for a protein of 257 amino acids. The transcript has a single exon. NCBI's taxonomy places the organism in Eukaryota, Fungi, Ascomycota, Eurotiomycetes, Eurotiales, Aspergillaceae. Gene Ontology annotation, molecular function: 3-demethoxyubiquinol 3-hydroxylase activity. The record is from RefSeq and is a predicted model, not a curated record. Gene Ontology annotation, cellular component: mitochondrial inner membrane.
AUGAAUUCAUUAUCUUCCUUUCGAAGAUGCGUUCUCAGCCGAUCCCCUCGGUCAACAUCCCCGUUGAUGCUCGACUUUCUCGCUCCGUCGAUUUUGCGCCAGAGUCGACCCCGGCACAGCUCUACAGCAGCAUCUAAUCCUUCGGAUGGUGCACAACAAUCCUCUCAGAAUUCUGCCGCUGGAUCCUCUCAGCCCACAUACGUUCUGAGCAAGAAACAACGAGAGUACCUGGACAGCGCACUCCGAGUCAACCAAGCCGGCGAACUUGCCGCAACGCUCAUCUAUACGGCGCAAACACCCCAGGUCGUGCGCUCGCAUCCCCACCUCCGACCCCUCAUGAAGCACAUGUAUGACCAAGAAGCCGGACACUUCUCGACAUUUAACAAACUUAUUGCAAAGCACCGGGUUCGCCCGACGGCUAUGUAUCCGAUUUGGGAAGUAGCAGCGACUUUCUUGGGGUGGUCGACGGGAGUCAUGGGCCGGGAGGCGGCCAUGGCUUGUACGGAGGCAGUGGAGAUGGAGAUUGGGUCUCACUAUAACGACCAAGUGCGGGAGAUUUUAUCUUGGGAGGCAGAUGCGAAGAGCCGGGGAGAGGAGCUUGAUGAUGAGCUAAAGGAGAUGCUGGCAACAUUCCGACGAAUUCGUGAUGAGGAGCUAGAGCAUUUGGAUCAUGCCGUUGAGAACGAUGCCAAAGAGGCGCAGCCUUAUGAUCCAUUGGUCAAUGUGAUCCGCUUGGGCUGUAGAGCGGCCAUCAAGAUCAGUGAAAGGGUAUGA